Phycomyces blakesleeanus NRRL 1555(-) is the source of this 729-nucleotide messenger RNA. RefSeq lists its product as hypothetical. Bases 1 to 729 code for a protein of 242 amino acids. The transcript is spliced from 2 exons. Lineage: Eukaryota; Fungi; Mucoromycota; Mucoromycetes; Mucorales; Phycomycetaceae. The record is from RefSeq and is a predicted model, not a curated record.
AUGUAUACCAAAAAACAUGCUGAGAUUAAAAAUUGCUUUAAAUAUCCACAUGUAACCAUGAACAUUCACACAAGGUGCAAGGAGCCUGGCACUGAGGCUUCUACAUGGGCUACAACUGCUGCUGCUGCUCACAACUCUGUUGUUGUUCCUACUGCUCUUUCUGUUCGCAAGACUCCAAGACCUCCGUAUGUUCGCCGGGUUGCUGCUUCUGCUAGAAUGUUUGCCAUUCCCACUGGUCCCAAAGGAUAUCAAUAUGUGUAUAUCUCACGUUCACGUCAUCUCACACAUAGAGAAGUGUGCAACUCUUUGAAAACACUUGGUGUUGAUACUGGCCGCAUCUUGGAUAUCAAUUUUCCUGCCAAGGAUGUAGUUGGCAUCCUAGUUCACAACCAGUAUGCUGAGAAAUUCCAGACCACUCUGACCACAGUUGCCAUUGAGAUCUUAGACGUGUUUGACCCUUUGAAUCCCAAAAACAUUGCAGAUCCCAAAUAUAAGUCUCUUUCUGAUUCAGAGCUAGAAGAAGUUGCUGCUGAACUUCAUUCUGAUUGUUGUCUGAAGGCUCUCAAGUAUCUUCGUCCUCAUGUUGCUGUUUCUGUUGGUCAUUUCUUUUGUGAUCAAGGCUGGAUCUCUAAGAAAGAUAUUCCUGUUCAUUUUGUUUCUGGUCCUGGUACUGGUAUUCAUGAUUUCCAAUCACCAUCUCGUUGUACCUCUGUUGCAAUGUCUGAAUGA